Mya arenaria is the source of this 2219-nucleotide messenger RNA. RefSeq lists its product as uncharacterized. Bases 316 to 1986 code for a protein of 556 amino acids. Gene Ontology annotation, molecular function: GTP binding. The record is from RefSeq and is a predicted model, not a curated record. Lineage: Eukaryota; Metazoa; Mollusca; Bivalvia; Myida; Myidae. Gene Ontology annotation, biological process: microtubule-based process. Gene Ontology annotation, cellular component: microtubule. The transcript is spliced from 10 exons.
UGCAAUUUCAUAUCUAGGGUUGUCAAAUUUAAUUGUAUAUACACGGACGUGAGUUAAAAUUGCCUAGCGCAGUGAUCAGAGUUAUGAAUUUUAUUGGAUAUAUGAUCGAAAUUAGUCGAUGUUUCGAUUUAAUGGCUAAAUUUUAACGGUCAGAAAUAGCAAAAGCUUGACAGAGGCACUUAAUUCAAUGUCAGAAGUUCAGGCGUUAUUUCUAGGGGGAAGUUGACGGAGGUAUGCCCUCGGAGGUUGGUAUAAAAGCCGGACCAAUCCCGGAGAUCACAGUGUAAAAUCUGCGGCCCGGCUUGAACCUCAGACAUGAAGACACGGAUAUCCUCACUGAUUGUGCUGGCUCUGGUGGGAUACGCGAGCGCCAGCUACGGAUCAAGCGGCUUGUCCGGAGGUGGCCUCUUGGGGGCUGGCGGUUGGGGCGGCGGCCUCGGGGGGUCCUGGGGAGCUGGCUCCUGGGGAGGCUCCGGACUCGGACAUGGAGGCUGGGGUAGCGGCGUCAGUGGAGUGAUCGGCACAGGUGUCACUGGCACUGGGCUGGGUUCCAUCGGCCUCGGCAACUUCGGCGGCUCAGGAUAUGGUAUUGGUGGCGGGAUUGGAUCCAAUUACGGACUAGGCGGGGGAGUAGGAGGGUUCGGCGGCGGUUUCGGUACCAGCCUAGGAGGCCUUGGAGGAUAUGGCUCCGGAGGGCUAAGCGGGGGAGUAGGAGGGUACGGGGGCGGUUUCGGUACCGGUCUUGGAGGCCUUGGAGGAUAUGGCUCCGGUGGGCUUGGCUUUGGUUCCUCUCUGGGAGCCGGUCUGCUCGGCGGUUUCGGUGGAAAGGGCUACGGCAAGACUGGUGGUUAUGGAAAGAAGGUCCACAUGCCCAAACCAAAAUUCCUUCCAAUCCCCGUUCCGGUGGUGCCAAUCCCCAGACCAAUCCCCGUGAAACCCGUAGUCCCUGUUAGGAUCGUCAAGAUUGCCCCACCGCCAAAAAUCAUUCCCGUGAUUCCCGUACCCAGACCAGUGCCUGUUAUUCCCGUACCAGUCCCCAUGCCAGUCAUUGGAAAGAAAGGAGGCUACGGCAAGAAAAGCUACGGAAAAAGUAGCUAUGGAAAGGGCAUCGGUGGGUAUGGUGGAGUUGGACUUCCGGGAGGGUUCGGUGGCAGCAUGGGAUUCGGCGGUGUCAGCCAUGGUAUCGGCGGAUUUGGUGGUUAUGGUGGAGCAAGCUACGGCGCUGGACUGUCGGGUCUUGGUGGCUUGGGUUCUGGAUUCGGUGGCAGCUGGGGUGUCGGAGGAGGUCAUGGAUCCGGAUACGGAAUCGGCGGUGGUAUUGGAUCCGGAUACGGAAUUGGCGGUGGCACUGGAUCCGGAAUCGGAGGGGGUAUUGGAUCCGGAUACGGAAUUGGCGGUGGCAUUGGAUCCGGAUACGGAGGAGGUAUUGGAUCUGGAUUCGGAGUUGGAGGUGGCCUUGGUGGCUUAGGAUUCGGCGGAAGCACGAUCGGAGGUUACGGUGACAUGGGUGGUUUAGGUGGCCUUGGAGGCCUUGGUGGCAGCUGGGGCUCGGGAUCCUGGGGAACGGGAGUUGACAACUUUGGUACAGGUCUGGGAACUGGAAAUUGGGGCGGAAGCAACAAUCAGUGGGGUGGCAGCGGUGCGGGCUCGUGGGGAACCGGGAACCAGUGGGGCGGCAACAACUGGGGGACCGGAACCGGAAACAACUGGGGUGGCAACAAUUGGGGAAGUGGUAGUAACUUGGGUGGCAACAACUGGGGUAGCGGAAGCCAGUGGGGAAGUGGCAACAACUGGGGAACCGGAACCGGAAACAACUGGGGUGGCAACAACUGGGGAAGUGGAAGUAACCUGGGUGGCAACAACUGGGGAAGCGGAAGUAACUUAGGCGGCAACAACUGGGGAAGCGGAAACAACUGGGGAAGUGGAAACCAGUGGGGUACGAAUGGCGACAUAAAGUUUUCCGGGAAGGAUUCUAUAAGUCACUAAUAUAAGUGAUCGUGAGGUGAAAGCUGAGAGGCGCUAGUGGUCUGCUGUGCUGUACAUAGUCACCACCAUCAUUACCAUUCAUCAACCACAGUUCCCCAUUUGUCUAUUAGACCAUGCUGUCUUUUAUUCUCCUGUCGACGUUUAGGAUUUUGAAAUGUUAAAUAACUACGAGGUAUCCUGGUGUACCAUGUUCUGUUUUAUGUAUGAAUUUUUGCUUAGUAUGUUAAUAAAUU